Messenger RNA from Microthlaspi erraticum, 2628 nucleotides. NCBI's taxonomy places the organism in Eukaryota, Viridiplantae, Streptophyta, Magnoliopsida, Brassicales, Brassicaceae. The record is from the annotation of a GenBank genome assembly.
AUGGCGUCAGUGAUGAAGCCUUUCCGAGCACGGGAAGCCGAAGAUUUCAAAUCGAACAAUCUCUGGGUCGGUAGCCUUACGACGGAUACGACGGAGUCAGAUCUGACCGAAUUGUUCGGUAGAUUCGGCGAUGUCGAUAGAAUCACGGCAUACUCUACCCGUGGCUUCGCGUUUAUUUACUACAGACGCGUAGAGGAAGCGGUGGCGGCGAAGGAAGCGCUUCAAGGGGCGAAUGUGAACGGCAGUCCGCUGAAGAUCGAAUACGCGCGACCGGCAAAACCUUGUAGGAGUCUUUGGGUGGGAGGAAUCAGCCCAAGUGUGUCAAAGGAUGAGCUGGAAGCAGAAUUCAGCAAAUUCGGAAAAAUCGAGGACUUCAGGUUCCUUAGGGAACGCAAGACAGCUUUCAUUGAUUAUUACGACAUGGACGAUGCCUUGCAGGCAAGAAGCAUGAACGGCAAGCGAAUCGGUGGUAGCUACCUGCGCGUUGACUAUCUCCGGUCACAAGCACCAAGAAAAGAACAAUGGACCGGAGGCUCUUACGAUAACAGGAAUGGCAAUGUGAAUCAGAAACCGUAUCCUCACUCAAAUGAAGAUGCUAAAGGAGAUGGCCAGCAGCUAAGUAAGGUUCUGUGGAUUGGGUACCCUCCUUCUGUUCAGAUAGAAGAGCAGAUGCUACACAACUCGAUGAUACUCUACGGUGAGAUCGUGCGGAUCAAAAGCUACCCGUCCAAGUAUUUUUCACUCGUGGAGUUUAGGAGCGUGGAGGAAGCUCGCCACGUCAAGGAAGAGCUACAGGGGAGGUUGUUCCAGGAUCCAAGAAUCACAAUCAUGUACUCAAACAGUGAGCUGCCUCCUGAGCAAGAUGAUACUGGUUUUUAUUCUGGCGUGAAACGGUCAAGGCCUGAUAUGUUCGUGAACGAUGCUUCGUUUGUAUCUUCUCCUCAUUCUGCUGGGGGUUAUGGGUCUGUGAGGCCCUUCGGAGGUAGCAAUGAGCGUUCGUAUAAUGGUUCGGAGUACAACGAGGUUGUAGGUAAGGAGCCAAACUGGAGUAGGCCAUCUCCAAAUGGAACUGGUAUCCUCCCAUCUCCAACGGGACCUGGUAUCCUCCCAUCUCCUGCACAAGGUAUGAGGCCACAUGCGAGGUCAAACCCUGGUGCUUGGGAAGGAUAUGACCCUGCUCAGUUGGGCAGAGAAAGCAAACGAACGAGAAGAGAUGGAUCGGCGGACGGUUUUACACCGAUGGGUGUAGAUGAGAGGUCAUUUGGGCGUGGUGGUGCAGUUGCUCCUAGGCCUGACUACAUGUGGAGAGGGAUUAUUGCCAAGGGUGGAACUCCUGUCUGUCUUGCUCGUUGCUUGCCUCUUGGAAAGGGGAUUGAAAUUAAACUGCCUGAGGUCGUCAACUGUUCAGCAAGAACUGGUUUGGAUAUGCUCGCCAAACAUUACACCGAAGCCAUUGGAUUUGAGAUUGUUUAUUUUGUACCAGACAGUGAAGAAGAUUUUGCAUCUUACACUGAAUUUCUCCGCUACCUUGGGUCUAAAGACCGAGCGGGUGUUGCUAAACUAGAUGAUGGAACAACUUUAUUCUUGGUGCCUCCAUCAGAUUUCUUAACUGUUGUACUCAAAGUUUCCGGUCCAGAACGGCUAUAUGGUGUUGUUCUUAAGUUGCCCCCACCAGCCGUCCCUGUUGCAGCAUCAUACAGGCAAGAAUCUCAGUCCAACCCUCUGCCUUAUAUGGAUCAAGCCCGGGACUCACCUGCCAAUGGCAGUCACAGUUUAUAUCCUCCUAGGGAAAACUACAAUAGGGUUGCACCAGAACACUUGACAGCUCCUUCAAAACCACCGGUUAGUUUAACUCCGGAGCUUUUAGCCUCUCUUGCGUCUUAUCUCCCUGCAACCACUCAACCUGCUGGCCACGAGAGUCAACAGCCUAUGUCAGGCUCUACAACAGUCGUUUCUACAUUAACUCAACCCAAUGGAAUGUACAAUGGAGAAGCACCGUCUCAGGCGUGGCAAAGAGAUCCGCAAACAGUCCAUGAUGGAUCAAAUCAGUCGUACCAACAAUAUGGAAACCAGUACACUCCAGCCGGUCAACUACCUCCUCCUCCUGCUCCUUCGCGUUACCCUCCGGCUUCGAAUAACCCCAACUACUCCAGGGGAAUGGUCCAUGGCAACAUGCAAUACCAAAGCCAAUCUGUUAACAUGCCUCAGCUGCCUCAUAAUAAUUAUCCCAUGUACUCUCAGGCUUCUUCACAUCAUCCUGUCUCUCAGCCCAUGACACAGCAAUACCAACCAGAAGCUUCCGUGCCAAACCAAAACUAUGGUCCGAAUCCAGGUUAUCAGCAACCUAAUUAUCAUGGUGUUGCAACAAACCAAGCGCAUAAUUUAAAUCUCUCCCAAUUCCAAGCUGCAAUGCAACCACCAGCUGACAAGACGAACUUAGAGGCGCAAAGCCAAGCACCACAGCUGCAGCCUGUGCACUCUGGGGCUGGUCAGGGUACAACAGAAGCGGAGGUCGAUAAGGACCAGGUAUACCAGUCGACACUACAGUUGGCAGCUAACCUUCUUCUCCAGAUACAGCAGAAGCAGCAACAGCCAGGUACUGCGGCUGGACAGGGGCCUGGAAACUAA